AUGCCGCCCGCACAACCCAAUCCGCCUGACGAUGCUACGGCACCUACUGUUCACCCACUCAUCCGAAAUGCGUUGCGCGUAUCCCUAAGUGCAAAGGAGUACAAAAUCCUCCACGAGCGCAUACUCAAACGAUCCUUGGCACUGAACAGUCGACUCCCAACUCCUGCUAAAUAUGAGAGCAUUGUGCGGACAUCGAACAAGUACAAUGUAGCUGCUAUGCGGGCGUCGCUGAGGGUGUUUCUGGGUGUCAGUGGUGGAUUGUCGUUGGUUGAGGCUGUGACUACAAGGCUUGAAAAGGGUGAUACUGGAACGAAAAAAGCACCACGCGAGCCUUUCCUCCGCUCACCAAAAUUCCGACUCGCGCUCUCCCUCUCCCUCGUCCUUCUCAUCCACCGCAUAUUAUACCGCUUCUUCGUCCGUCUACGCGCAAACCUCCGUACAGACGACGCAAGGCCCUUCAGAGAGCGUAACCCACGCUUCUCGCAAGCCCUAACCUCAAAAUAUGCUCCCGUCGUAGGCGCCAGUCUCGCCGGCGCCGCUUUGGGUGUUUGCCCGCAGAGCAAACUUCGCGUUACAGUCGCUAUCUACAUGGCUACUCGCAGUUUGGAGUUUUUGUAUAAUGCGCUCGGUGUGAAGGGAUAUUUGAAGUAUAAGCCAUGGUGGUUUGGGAGUUGGUUGUUGAUGCCCGUUUCGUGUGCGCAACUGUUUCAUGCGUUUGUGUUUGAUCGGGAGACUAUCCCUAAGUGGAUGGGUGAUUUGCUUCUGCGAUUUUCGUCGAGUUACAUCCCAGAUCGGCCUGAGCAUUUUCCGGCUGCUGUGUCUUGGCCUAGUCAGCAUGAUCUUGUUGAUUCCCUCGGCACAAUUGCUGAUUUGAGAUGGCCGGCAUUCAUCUCCCCCAUUCUACAUCCCAACAACCCUAAACCUCUUCCCAAGCAAAUCAACUCAAUCUCGACAUUGACUUCACCGGCCCAUCCAAACAUCGCCUCGUUGUCAUGUGCUGUACUUCAUCCCAGCACACCAAGCUGCAGCACCGCUUUCGUGUACCAUAUCCUGAAUUCUGCUCCUGCGUUAGUUCGGACUAUCACUCUCGCCGCCCUAGCCUUGUCAGCAGUCAGCUACAAAAGAACUCUUUCGAGCCCUUUAUCAUCAAUCAACAUAAUCUCGAAGCGAAUCCUCGGCUUGACAGCCAUUCUGUCUGCAUCAACCGGCUCCUUCUGGGGGAGUAUAUGCCUGCUAAAUAGCCUACUCCCUCGCUCAACUCUACCCACCAAACGAUUCUUCAUCAGCGGUGCAAUGGGUGGUUUACCAUUUGCCUUUGUCGAGCAAGGAAGAGGAGCAUUUACUUAUAUCUUCCGCUCAGCUAUCUAUUCGGCCUGGGCUACGGGUGUCAAACGGAGAUACUGGCGAGAAUGGAAGACGGGCGAAUUAGCCCUUAUCGUUGCGUCGUGGGCUUUACUUGGUGCUGUACUUGAGUGUUCGCCUGAGGCUGUUGAGGGUGCUGGAUUGAGAAAGGGACUUGCGUGGCUGAGAGGUGAUGGCUUUAUGGAUCCGGUAGAGGUUGCUUUGAAGAGGAAGAGGAGGGCGACGGUGACACAGAAAGACGCCGAGGAGAAGUCUGUUUAG
Messenger RNA from Talaromyces marneffei, 1623 nucleotides. RefSeq lists its product as uncharacterized. NCBI's taxonomy places the organism in Eukaryota, Fungi, Ascomycota, Eurotiomycetes, Eurotiales, Trichocomaceae. The record is from RefSeq and is a predicted model, not a curated record. The coding region runs from base 1 to 1623 and encodes 540 amino acids. The transcript is spliced from 4 exons.